Messenger RNA from Notechis scutatus (mainland tiger snake), 2306 nucleotides. It is a transcript of the gene SPSB1, whose product is annotated as splA/ryanodine receptor domain and SOCS box containing 1. The record is from RefSeq and is a predicted model, not a curated record. NCBI's taxonomy places the organism in Eukaryota, Metazoa, Chordata, Lepidosauria, Squamata, Elapidae. Gene Ontology annotation, cellular component: SCF ubiquitin ligase complex. Gene Ontology annotation, molecular function: protein binding. Gene Ontology annotation, biological process: intracellular signal transduction; proteasome-mediated ubiquitin-dependent protein catabolic process.
CGGUUCACACGAACGUGGGUCAAGCCGACACGAGAGACGCGCGUUGAAGGGAGCGGAGCGUGGGGGCGAUCGCCUGCAAGCCGCGAGUUCGCCCAGAGGCCCGAUCCAUCCGGCCGGCCGGAGAGGAGAGGAGAGGGAUGCCCGGCGUUGCAGCCCGGCGAAGGUACUGUUGACCGUCACCCAACAUCCGCAGCGACAUCUCCCCGUGAGGCCUCGGAGCGAGCGGGCUGACCGACAUCCCUCCCCCCGGAUGCCCAUCGCCCAACGGGUGGGCCUUGAACCAUGGGUCAAAAGGUGACGGGGGGGAUCAAAAUGGUGGACAUGCGGGACCCGGUGUGCCGGCCGCUGAAGCAGGAGCUGCAAGGCUUGGACGACAGCAAGCCAGCUCGACUGGACCUCCUGCUGGACAUGCCCGCCGUCCCCUACGACGUCCAGCUGCUCCAUUCGUGGAACAACGACGACCGCUCCCUCAAUGUCUUUGUGAAAGAGGAAAACAGGCUGACUUUCCACCGGCAUCCGGUGGCCCAGAGUACCGAUGCCAUCCGGGGCAAAGUGGGCUACACCCGGGGGCUCCACGUCUGGCAGAUCACCUGGGCCAUGAGGCAACGGGGGACGCACGCUGUGGUGGGCGUGGCCACGGCCGAGGCUCCUCUGCACUCGGUGGGCUACACCACCCUCAUCGGGAACAACCCCGAGUCCUGGGGCUGGGACCUGGGGCGCAACCGGCUCUACCACGAUGGGAAAAACCAGGCCAGCCAGACCUACCCGGCCUUCCUGGAGACGGACGAGACCUUCAUCGUGCCAGAUGCGUUCUUGGUGGUGCUGGACAUGGACGACGGGACCCUCAGCUUCAUCGUGGACGGGCAGUACAUGGGCGUGGCCUUUCGGGGGCUGAAAGGGAAGAAACUCUACCCCGUGGUGAGCGCCGUGUGGGGCCACUGUGAAAUCCAGAUGCGAUACUUGAACGGCCUUGACCCCGAACCUUUACCGCUGAUGGACCUGUGCCGGCGUUCGGUGCGCCUGGCUUUGGGCAAGAAGCGGCUGAAUGAGAUCUCGACGCUGCCUUUGCCCAAAUCUCUCAAAAAUUAUCUUCUUUACCAAUGACCCCUUUUGAACACCGGAAGGACAAGAACUCUUGUUUUUGGAGCGAAUUGUGUUGGAUUCGUCAAGUCAAAAUCUUGGGGGUUUUCAUCCUUGCGUGUUUUUAAAGAAAUCUGUUCCACGUCCCAUCCGUGGGCCACGCCGCAAGUGGAAAAAGCUCCCUUUUCCCCAAGAUCCUAUCCCGGUGGGAAUUUUCUUCCAGAAAAGAUUCCAGCCCAAACUUUCUGCAUCCUCGUUUGAAUUCCCCCGCUUGUCCGUCAACCGCGAAAGCCGGACGGCCCCCGUGGAGUUUUGCCGAGUGGGGGAACACCUCCGCGGCUCGUCCAUGUUGGAGAUGGCACAGGUGCAGGAAUCAAGACGAUGGGCCAACCGGGAUGCAGGAAAAGGGAUGAGGCCCCACAGGAUGUGGGGGAGGAUGGCCUCAAGGAAGAAGCGAGCCACUGCUUGGGAGAUCUCCUUCCACCUGUGGCCCCUCGGCUGCACUUUUUUCCCUGCCUUCACCGCCGUGCCUUGGUGCCCACCAAAUCGCCCGGCUUCACUGCUGCAUGGCUCACCUCCCAUCUCUUGCUGGAGAAAAAUACUUGAAAUGAACAUUUGGGGUGGGGGGUGGGGAUGUUCUAAAGAUCAAUGGGGGGAAGGGGCUGGGAGGGAGUGAUGCCCUAAUCCAGCCCGUAGCAUCCCCGGGCUUAAGAAAAAAAAACCAUUUUUUCUUCAUUCGUCCUUGCCAAGGAUGGAGGAAUGGGCACGGGUGGAUUCCCCCACCACUUCUGGCUAGGGAUUUUGGAGUGGGAGGGUGCCAGAAACCUCAGGCUCCAAUGGGGGAAAGAGUGUCUUAAAAAAUGGUGGGAAGGUGUGGUUACGCCACCUAGCCCAAGUUCCAUCAUGGAUUCCUGGUUUGCGAUCGGACUACAAUCCCACUUAGCCAGGCUCAAAUUCAGUGGCUGACCCAGAAUCUUGAAUUGGGGGCGAGGGGGCUCACUCCUAAACCCCUUCCUCCACUUCCUGGGCUGGUCAGGCAUUGCAGGACGUCUCCCCCCCCCCUAGACUAGCAAAUAUCCUUGAUCCAACCAGCAGGGGAAAACAAACAAACAUUUAUUUUCGAUACUGCCUUCCAAGGGAUUUGAUUUGCACAUAUUUUAUUAACCUGAAAUGGAGGUGGGAAAAGCUUUCAGUUGGUUUUUUUUUUUUUGUCCCCCCCACAAAAG